Molecule: messenger RNA, 1438 nt
Organism: Pteronotus mesoamericanus
Lineage: Eukaryota; Metazoa; Chordata; Mammalia; Chiroptera; Mormoopidae
Gene: TRAIP
Product: TRAF interacting protein
Exons: 15
Coding region: 29-1438 (469 amino acids)
Biological process (GO): protein ubiquitination; replication fork processing
Cellular component (GO): site of DNA damage; nucleus
Molecular function (GO): ubiquitin protein ligase activity
Source: RefSeq, a predicted model, not a curated record
CUACCUGGGCCCCUUGAGUCCAGUGAUCAUGCCUAUCCGUGCGCUAUGCACCAUCUGCUCUGACUUCUUCGACCACUCGCGCGACGUAGCGGCCAUCCACUGCGGUCACACCUUCCACCUGCAGUGCCUAAUCCAGUGGUUUGAAACAGCACCCAGCCGGACCUGCCCACAGUGCCGAAUCCAGGUCGGCAAAAGAACCAUUAUCAAUAAGCUCUUCUUCGACCUUGCCCAGGAGGAGGAGGGCGUCUUAGAUGCCGAAUUCUUAAAGAAUGAACUGGAUAACGUCAGAGCCCAGCUUUCCCAGAAAGAGAGAGAGAAACGGGACAGCCAGGCCAUCAUCGACACUCUGCGGGCCACGCUGGAAGAACGCAACGCCACUGUGGAGUCUCUGCAGAAGGCCUUAGAUGAGUCCGAAAUGCUGUGCUCCACCCUCAAGAAGCAGAUGAAGUUCUUGGAGCAGCAGCAGGAUGAGACCAAACAAGCACGGGAGGAGGCCCGCCGCCUCAGGAGCAAGAUGCAGACCAUGGAGCGGAUUGAGCACCUACUCAAGAGCCAGCGGCCCGAAGUGGAGGAGAUGAUCCGAGACAUGGGUGUGGGCCAGUCCGCGGUGGAGCAGCUGGCUGUGUACUGUGUGUCCCUCAAGAAAGAGUAUGAGAAUCUAAAAGAGGCACGGAAGGCCUCGGGGGAGCUAGCUGACAAGCUGAAGAAGGACUUGUUUUCUUCCAGAAGCAAGCUGCAGACAGUCUACUUGGAGCUGGACCAGACCAAAUUGGAGCUGAGGUCAGCCCAGAAGGAUAUACAGAGCGCUGACAAGGAAAUCGCGAGCCUGAAAAAAAAGCUAACGAUGCUGCAGGAAACCCUGAACCUGCCGCCAGUGGACAGUGAGACUGUGAACCGCCUGGUUUUAGAGAGCCCAGCCCCUGUGGAGAUGCUGAACCCGAAGCUUCGGCGACCAGCCUUCAGUGAUGACAUUGACCUCAAUGCUACCUUCGAUGUGGACACGCCCCCAGCCCAGCCCUCUGGCACUCAGCACGGCAAUGCCAAGAAGCUCUGCCCGGAGAGGGCACACUCUCCCAUUCAGGACGUUCUCAAGAAGAUGCCCAAAGGCUGCAGGCAGGAGGCUCAGCUCUCGCUGGGCGGCCAGCUCUGUGUGGGAGAGCCAGAUGAGGAGCUGGCUGGCGCCUUCCCUCUCUUCAUCCGGAACGCGGUCCUGGGCCGGAGGCAGCCCAAGCGAACCAGGCCAGAGCCCUUUCGCAACACGGACACAGUAAGGACAGGCUUCGACGGUCUUGGAGGCCGGACAAAAUUCAUCCAGCCUACGGACACAACUACGAUCCGCCCACUGCCUGUGAAGCCCAAGGCCAAGGCUAAGCAGAAAGUGGGGGCCAGGAAAGGGCUCCCUCCCUCCCAAGCCAAGCUGGACACUUUCCUGUGGUAG